AUGGACCACUUCUUCAAGAAGGGCUCCUCUGAAGCAGCUCAGGCAAAGGAGGAGGUGGAACUGUUGCUGCAAAAAAUAAAGACAAUGGGUGAGGUGGCAGCGGCGUUGGAGACUCAGUUGAAUGAGGAAAAGACAAAAUACACACUGCUGCUCACCAAAACGAAUACUUGGAAGGAAAAAGUAAAGGCACUGAGAGAAUCUGAUCGAGCGCGCAUCGCUGAGCUGGAAUCAGAGCUGACCGCCUACCAAGUGGUCAGCGAAGCGACCGACGCUGAAUUGACUCCUGAAAUACGCGCAGCUGUUCAAGCAUCACUUCAUGGCAUCAUAGCCAAACACUCCGAGGAGAUCAAUGCAUGUAAGGAGCAAGUGGCAGCUGUGCAGACCACUUUGAGCUCCAAGGAAACUACCAUUGCAGAGCUUACGCAAGAGUUGGAAGCAGUCAAGGAGGUUCAUCUGGAGAUCCAGCAGCGUUUUACACAGGAAAUGGAGUCCAUUACUAACCACCAUGAAACCGAGAUGGCACAGCUGCGCUGUCAGCUUGCAUCUCUGGAGGAACUAGAUGGGCUAAAAUAUCGACUGCAAGAACAGCAGAAUGAGAUCGCCUCGUUGGAGAACCACUCGCUGCAGAAAUCACAGAUCAUGAGUGCUCUUCAACAGGACUUGGCCUCUUCUGCUGAAAAAAAUGAAUUGCUUAGUCAGCAGGUGCGCACACUGCAAGAAGAACUCGAGACCCUUAAGCAGAAGCAAGCCGUUUGGAAGGAAAAGGUGAUGCACAUCAAGGAAAAGGACAACGAAACCAUCAAACAACUACAAUCCAAACUAGCACUCGCGCGUGCACAGCCUCUUGAGAUGAAUCUCUCCCAUCCUCCUGUACCUCAACCCUCUGCAGUUACGCACUCUCGAACGACCGUUGAGGCAGCUCUACUUAACUCAGAGUCUACCUCGACCCAGGCGACCGAACUCAAACCAGAGAACCAACUUUACCAGCUCCCAAUACACAUCGAAGAUGAGCACCUCACACACCACCAGUUUGAAAAGAAACUGGAAUUAUGGAAGGAAAAGGUGAAGGCCUCCAAAGCCCAGGACGCACAGCGCAUCGCUUCCCUGGAGGAGGAGCUGGAGCAGCUCCGCCGCCAGGUGGCCGCUGGUGCGGACGAGCAGGUGCAGGCCCACGAGGCUCUUCGCGCUGAGCUGGCGGUGGCGCGGCAGGAGCGCGAUGACGCCGCACAGCAGGCGCAGCAGCAUGCCGAGGACACCACCCGCGUGAGGCAGGAGCUGGAGGCCAAGGUAGCGGAGCUCGAGCAGCUGGAGGCAAGUCUUGUGGACUGGAAGGAGAAGGUGAAGGCCUCCAAAGCCCAGGACGCACAGCGCAUCGCUUCCCUGGAGGAGGAGCUGGAGCAGCUCCGCCGCCAGGUGGCCGCUGGUGCGGACGAGCAGGUGCAGGCCCACGAGGCUCUUCGCGCUGAGCUGGCGGUGGCGCGGCAGGAGCGCGAUGACGCCGCACAGCAGGCGCAGCAGCAUGCCGAGGACACCACCCGCGUGAGGCAGGAGCUGGAGGCCAAGGUAGCGGAGCUCGAGCAGCUGGAGGCAAGUCUUGUGGACUGGAAGGAGAAGGUGAAGGCCUCCAAAGCCCAGGACGCACAGCGCAUCGCUUCCCUGGAGGAGGAGCUGGAGCAGCUCCGCCGCCAGGUGGCCGCUGGUGCGGACGAGCAGGUGCAGGCCCACGAGGCUCUUCGCGCUGAGCUGGCGGUGGCGCGGCAGGAGCGCGAUGACGCCGCACAGCAGGCGCAGCAGCAUGCCGAGGACACCACCCGCGUGAGGCAGGAGCUGGAGGCCAAGGUAGCGGAGCUCGAGCAGCUGGAGGCAAGUCUUGUGGACUGGAAGAAGAAGGUGAAGGCUGCGAAGUUGAAGGAUUUUGAGCGGAUAGGGACUCUUAGUGAGGAAGUGGAAGGCUGGCGGAGGGAAAGUUUGAGGGUUUCUCAGGUUGUGCUGGCGCUGUGCGACUGUACGAGGGCCUGCGAUGACGCUGCGUCGGCGACCAAGUGGUCAACAACUCUAUGUGACGCUGUGAAGGAUUGUCACGAGGCGUUGGAAAAAGCGUCACUAGAAGUUGGCUUGAAGGACACAGGGACGGGUAUGAAAGUUUUAUUGCAACACUGCGUAGUGUCACUACAUGACCGUGCUGCCGCUGUCAAUGACUCCGCUCUUCGUGUAGAGGCUCUCGAGAGCGAAGUUUUGCGCCUAAAGGAAUCGGAAACCUCAUGGAGUAUUCGUUGCGAAAAUGCCGAAGCGCAUGCAAAGGAUGUUGAGGAGGAGCUGAGGCGUGCGUCAAAUCAAGCAGAACGCGUUUCAGAAUUAGAGCAAGAGAGCAGCGAGCUCAAAGCUCGUUGCGAUCUACUUCGGAAAGAACUUCAGAGACAACGUGAGGCAGUGCAGCGAGACCGUUCACGGCCUUACGAACCCGCAAAUAGCGAGGCUGGUGCGCCUUCAAUCAUGGAGAGUCAAAGUGCAGUGCAGUCUGCAUUGCUUGCGGCAGCGGGCUGUGUGUCGGAACGGGAUGUCGCGACAGCCAUAGGUGCUAGGAGUGCCAAGUACGAGUUUCUCAAGCCGGGCAAGACAGGAGCUGAUGAGCUAAUCAAGGAAAAUGAUAAACUUAGGCAAGAAAACGCACACAACAACGCUGUGAUUGCUCAGUACAUCCAAGAGUUGGAGGGGUACAAGGCGAAUCAACGAGUGCAGGUUAGCAUUGAGUAUCUCCGUAACAUAGUCCAACAGUAUCUCUGCGCUGCAGAGGACUUGCGCCCGAAGAUGAUUCCGGCCAUUUGCACAGUCCUGGAAUUCAACAACAGGCAAAAAGAAGACGUACAGUUAGCGAAUCCACGCUGCCCACGCUUUCACUGA
Molecule: messenger RNA, 2901 nt
Organism: Leishmania braziliensis MHOM/BR/75/M2904
Lineage: Eukaryota; Euglenozoa; Kinetoplastea; Trypanosomatida; Trypanosomatidae
Exons: 1
Coding region: 1-2901 (966 amino acids)
Cellular component (GO): Golgi apparatus
Source: RefSeq, a predicted model, not a curated record